AUGUCUACGCAAUUUGACGUUAAUAGUAAUGAUACUCUAUUGUCGACUUCUACUUUUCCAAUUGAUUCAUCAUCAUUAUGGCUUAUAUUUCGUAUUAAAUUACUUAUCUUAAUUCCAUGUAUACUUGCAUGUAUUAUAUUAUUUCUUUUAAUAAUUUAUUUACUAAAAUAUUUCAUUGAUUAUUGUCGAAAAUCUCGUCAGAAACUAACAAUAAAUACACGUACAAUGAUAAAUAAUAAAUGA
This is a messenger RNA of Rotaria sordida, 243 nucleotides long. NCBI's taxonomy places the organism in Eukaryota, Metazoa, Rotifera, Eurotatoria, Philodinida, Philodinidae. The record is from the annotation of a GenBank genome assembly.